UUUUUUGUGAGUAGCAAGUCGUCGACGUCCGCACGCACCUGCGCCUCGGCUGCAACACCACGCCCAUGAUCGAACGGUAACACGUAGCAAUACUCGACAACAUGGCUGCACCCAUGGCGCCCUCGAUGGUGCCAAAAGAGGAAGAGCCCUCCGCCGUCGACCUUGCGAACAAUGAAGCAGGCACCCCCGCCGAUGCGCUGUACGACAAAUGCGCCCAAAGAUCACAGGGCACCGUCUUCUUCCAGCGCGACUUGUCCAACAUGCAAGUCGCGGAGACCAUGGCUGAGCUCACCAUGCUCCUGCAGGAGCUAUGCGACCGUCAUCUCAUGAAGCUUAUGACAUUCGAGGGAGAGCCGUGCUGGAAGCUGCGGUCUCGCGCCGAAGCCGACAAACUCCGGCGACUGACACCCGACGAACGCCUCCUCUACCACCACAUCGACCAAGUCCAAGCCGAGGGCAUCUGGUCUAAGGCAUUACGCGCACGAACCAACGUCACACAACAAGUCCUCACAAAAUGUCUCAAGAGCUUGGAGUCGAAAGAUCUGGUGCAGUCAGUCAUGAGCGUCAAGUUUCCCAACCGCAAGAUGUACCUGCUGAAGCACUUGCGGCCAUCAGAGGACAUUGCUGGAGGUCCAUGGCAGUCAGAGGGCGACUUUGACACAGCGCUGAUCGAGACGAUAUCAGGCAUCGUUGCGCAACACAUCGAGAAUGAGACGUGUAUCAAAGUGCCCGGAAACUGGAAUGACUACGAGAGGCCAGACAGGACAGCUGACAUGGCACAAAAGAAAGCGCAGGUGCAGGGCAUACGAGAUAUCGAAGAUGCGCCCGCAGUGAAGCCAUACCACCAGCCAAGAGAUCCGAACUCGUCCAAGAUCGUACACAAGAACAACCCGCAAUAUCCAACCUCUGCCUCGGUCGCCGAGUGGCUAAACUCAAAGGAGAUUCUGAGGGGCAAGACAGUACGAGAGGACGACAUGGAGCAGCUGCUGGAGAUGAUGGUGCUCGACGGACGGCUCGAGAAGAUUUCAGGAACAAACUACCGCACGGUCCUGACUGCGAUCGACACCAAGGUCUACAAUGGUUUCGUCGACGCUCCGUGCGGCAACUGUCCCGUCUUUGAUCUCUGCGGCGACGAAGGAGAGAUCUCGGCCAGGACUUGCGUGUACUUCGGGCAGUGGCUGGAGACGCAGUCAGAAGAAGUGUAGAAGUCGAUUUCACCAGGCAUAGCGAUGGCGUUCAGGGCAUUGAUGCAUUUGCGGCUACUAUUGAGGAAAUACCCAACCACAUCUU
This is a messenger RNA of Macroventuria anomochaeta, 1290 nucleotides long. RefSeq names its product DNA-directed RNA polymeras-like protein III subunit Rpc34. Bases 102 to 1205 code for a protein of 367 amino acids. The transcript is spliced from 2 exons. Gene Ontology annotation, cellular component: RNA polymerase III complex. Gene Ontology annotation, biological process: transcription by RNA polymerase III. Lineage: Eukaryota; Fungi; Ascomycota; Dothideomycetes; Pleosporales; Didymellaceae. The record is from RefSeq and is a predicted model, not a curated record.